Molecule: messenger RNA, 1445 nt
Organism: Phaedon cochleariae (mustard beetle)
Lineage: Eukaryota; Metazoa; Arthropoda; Insecta; Coleoptera; Chrysomelidae
Source: the annotation of a GenBank genome assembly
UAGAAAGUGUACGAGAGGCGGAUCACACAAAACGGUUUUUGGCAAAAUCGAGUCCAAGGCAAUAUGACGUCAAUCAGUGAAAUCCUCCAAAUACCCUCGCGACAAUUUUUCGGGGCAAGGUUACGUCUAAACUGCGGCAUUCUCGAACAAAAACGGAUCUACUUAAACAGAUCUAAAUAGAAGGAACAAUGCAAGUCACAAAUAACCGUUCCAUUCUUUUCGAAUCAACACGUGAAGAGAACACGGGAAGCCUGAAUGGCUCACUUGAUAAACACCUAAACACGACACUUCAUCUUCAAGCCAACUAGAUCAGCUGUGGACGACUCACUUCAGAGUGCUUCAGAGGCAACAUCAAACUACGGAACACUGACAAGAACUGACCACGACACGAGCGAAUCGGAGAAUCUAGCCACCUCUGGCUCCCGCGUCGCGAAGGGAAAAACCAGCGACCGGUCCAAUGGGACGCGAGCCUUGGCCGGAAACUGCCGAGACGGCGCGACCCGUGACCGUUGCUCGGGUGUGAAGCGGGUUUACGUCUGGGUCCUUAACCUAACUUAACGACCGCGACGUGUUCGUCUCCUUGUUGGGGCCAAGCGGGGCCGUAUCGCUGUGUCUCUUUCUUUCGUCUGCGAAAUUUCAGUGCAUAGCGAAACGUAUUUUAUGGUGGCAUUGGUGGCAAUCGGUAUUUCGGAAAAUACUGGAAGAUUUCGGUAUCCAGGGACCCAGGAAUGAUUCUGAGAACAAAGAAAACAAUGAUUGAUUCCAUUAUUUUUUAUCACAAUAGACAUACAGUGUGUUGAACGACAGGUUAGCAUUUCUGGAAGAGGGACUGGCUGGAGUACCUACCUGAUCAGGACUGAAAAUGGACCACCUAUCAGUUGAAUAUUUUGGAAAAUGUAUUCAUGAUAUAGUUUCAAUCUCGGACGCAAUUUUGGAUGGGUGGGUGAUGAAAAUCAAAGAUGACUCAGAAAACGGAAAAUAUAUAGUUAAAAAGCAGACUACUUUGCUCAAAGCGCCUGAGGAUGCCAGUGAAGUACCUGUCACUUUCGAAUACCACGUUGCAUAUAAUAUCAGUUAUGGAGUUCCAGUAUUAUGUUUCAACAUUUGGCAACCAGACGGAUCCCUGUUGACUCUAGAAGGGUAUUGGAAAAGUAAUACGGCGUUUGGAGAUUCCAAUAUGUAUGAAACUUUGACUCAAAUGGAUCAUCCUGUACUAUGUAAACAUUUUCUGAGCCUCCAUCCUUGCAAGACCCAGGAAAUUUUACAGACGUUUCUGGCGACCAGUAAGAAUCCCGUUAUAUCUUGGCUGACUGUGGUAGGGCCUUUUGUCAGUUUAAAUUUGCUCGAAGAAUACGUAAAGCAUUGUUGAGAAUUGUAUUGAAAUUGCUUCGCGUAAUUCAUCUGCUUUGAUGUGCAUCUCCCAUGACUAGACAAUAUAUUUUCGA